UGAUUUGUGUCCAACAUGAUCGCUUUAAAGAUUGAGGAAGGUGAGACCAUCCGGAUAAAUGUGAAGAACAAAUCAUCUAGCGGAACUGGCAUGCUUUCAGCUGCUGGGUUGACUGGGGGUGUUUCCAGCACUGGAAAACCCAGUGCGCUUGCACCGCCGCCUCCUGGAGUAGGGAAAAUCAAGACUGUCCUUCCACCCCCGCCAAACGACCCUGCUGCUGCUCGGAUGACUUCAAGUCCUGGUGUGGGACUUAAGGGUCCCAAGGAAAAUUCAAGGCGCACCAUGGAUCCUUUUUCAGAUCUUUCAAAGAUCGAGAGAAGCCUUCCUUCAACGACUGGCUCAGCAUCAACAAAGAGUACUGCAUCAGGAUGGGCGGCAUUUUGAACCUUCUUGGAGCUUUCUUUGAAUACCAAUUGUGACCUUUUUUUGUUCUCCAUCUUUGGAGGAGAGUGAAAAGCAGACCCAAAAGAAAAGAAAGAAAAAAGGAAAAGAAAGACAAAUGUGAGCGCUCUGGACUAAUGAUCUUGGGUUGGAAGCGUGUGUUGUUGCAUUUUUUGGUUUCUGAAAAUAAUGAUUAGAGAAAUGUGUUGAGUGCUUCUCUGCUCUUGACUUGAAUUUAGAUGGCCUUCUACCAUCUUUUAUAUAUAUAUAAAGAGAUUGGCUAUAUUUGCAAUUAUGUGAUACUUGUCUAGCUUGCUCUUUUGAUUAGAAGGGAACUUUGUUGAAUUAUAAGACUGGUUUUUUGC
This is a messenger RNA of Magnolia sinica, 746 nucleotides long. RefSeq lists its product as uncharacterized. The coding region runs from base 16 to 384 and encodes 122 amino acids. The transcript is spliced from 3 exons. NCBI's taxonomy places the organism in Eukaryota, Viridiplantae, Streptophyta, Magnoliopsida, Magnoliales, Magnoliaceae. The record is from RefSeq and is a predicted model, not a curated record.